AUGUUUUUUCUGGUUAGGAGGGUGUUUCCUUGUGAAAGUGAGAGCGCUCGCGGGGAAAGCAGACGCAGACACGCAGGCGCUUUCGUUUUCGACCGCAUAUUGACGGAGGAGGAGGAGGAGCGAGAACGUGAGGGGUUCUUUUAGAUGACGAAUCGAAAAUUCAACAAAUUUUGAGCGUUGUCACAACAGCGAAAUGAAAACAUGGGAACUUUAAACCGCAUAUGGGGACUGAUAUACUUGGGAGGAAAAAUAAUGAUAAAAAAGACACUUUCAAAUAUAAAAAGGGUGGGUUUAAAAAUUUAAAUUAGUUUUGAUUAGGCUAGAUCUUGUUCUACUGUUUUUGUUUUCCAAAUUGAAUGAAAAUGGAAAAAUUCAAGAGGCGGGAGCGAAAUCGGUGCGAGACCUUUCCGGUAUCUGCGAGUUGCGCCUUUAGCCACAGUAGUUGUUUGUUACUUAAAUUUCGGUUUUUCUCUCGCUGCGCUACGCGUAUUUCAUAGCUUCUGCAAAAAUGACACUUUCAGGUAACGAAAAUGGUUGACCGAAAACCUUUUGGAAAUUGGCCUCGGAACAACGCAAAAGCAUGGCCCAGAUUAAAGGAAGUGGUUCCCAUCGGAUUUCCACCACCAGAGGUGCUUUUUUCCUGUGAAAAGAGUAUUUUCUAAACUCUUUUUUCUCGUAACAACAUCUGCAACUGCUUCUUUUUUCAGCCGAAGAUAAAAAAGGGUCUGAACGAGAUGCCGGUGUCAGCACCGGCCGGAAAGAUAACGGAAUGGCUCUCUACAGUUCCUGAUAAGCCCGAGCUGAUGUCUCCUCCGCCAGUGGAGGAAAUCGAAGAAAGUCCCGAGCUGAGGGAACACAAGAAGGCCUACGAUGGAUCGUACGUGCAGGGUCCGGAUACGGGCGUCUCAUCGUUUACGAUUUCAUCAAACAGUGCUAGUCCGUUUGAGCUGAAGCUCGCAGAAGUCACUCAAGAGGUUAUCCAAAUAGAGAAGGAGAAAAAUGAACACGAAAGACUGCUGAAUGAAGCCGGCUGGCCAAAUCCGACUCCCGAGGAGCCGAUCGAUGAGCAACCUUCUCCGAUACUAAAGGAAUUUUCCCGUUUGAGGCCGGAAAAGGAUGUGUGGAAAGCAGCUUCGCAUUCGUACAUGGAAAGAGAACCGUACCCUGUUACCCGAGAGCCUCCCAAACUGCCGAGGCACGUUUUUCCUGUUGCGUGCAAGCCCGUUUCACGUAAUCGGUUGGAGUCUCGACGUUCGGAAAUGGAACGAUUUUCCGCCUGCGAACAACCGAGACGUGUGUUCCCGAUGGCUUCGAAAGGCGCGUUUCCUGAGUCACGACCACUGGAGACUCGAUCUGCAUGCUGGAAAUCUGCUGAUGGAACUGCGCUUCUUCCUCCCCACUUUAAACCAGAAGAACGCGUGAUUCGGGAACCGCCUCAAUCGGCAGUUUUCGAUCUGUCAACUAUUGCUCUGGAACUUGAAAAAGACGACGAAAAACGCGCGAGACUGAUUAUUCCUGAAAACUUGGACGAAAAUGUUGAUGCUGCUAGGACACUGGCGAAUGCGAACAAAAAAUUCAAAAAACGAGAGGGCGAAGAACACAAAAAAGUGAGAGCGAAAGUGGAUGACCUGCUGGAAAUGGAUGACUACGAUUCCGGACUUUCGGGAGAAAUCCGCAGCAUGGACAGCCAUGACAACAAGUUCGAAGCUUCCGAGCUCAUCGAGUAUAGGGAUCACUCGUGGUGCAUUGCAGUUCCGAUUGAAAAGGAGAAAACGCAAGAUAAAGAUAUGCAGCAGGUGAGGUGUUUCGGUAUGUGCAGUAACCACGUUGUUUUUCAGCUUCUAGUAUUCAGUUCGCAGUCGUUCAUCGACCGACUUCUUUUGACUACCGAGCAAGCGAGUGAGGUGAGCAAAACGCUCCUAAUCAAGUACCGGAGAGUGAACGGAAAUGUAGAAGUCGUGCCGGUUUACUCUGCUCAGCCGUCCACCGGUCUCAUCAGUCUCAAGUAUCGACACAAUAAGGGCAUCGAAAUGCGGCUGUACGGGCUAGUCAGUUUUGUCGAUUUCGUCAAAGAUCCGAUGCAUAAUCAAUACCGGACGAUGGUUUGGACGGAUGCUCUUGGCCCGAUUUACCUAACGGCUGCCGAUCGUGCGAACAUCAGACGCAAGUUGAUGAACACUGAAGAGAAGACGUUUGCCCCGUUGAGAAUGUGUCAGAUGACUGUCAAAGGAGAGUUCACUCUGUAAGUUGAUAACUUUAUUAAAUUUCUGAUAGAAUUGAUUAACAGGAGCGUGCCAAACGGAAAUCUGCCGAAAUGGAACGUCGCCUCAUUCCAGCCACUUAUCGAGGAGGGUCCAAAAGAUCCGAAUAUUGGACGCAAUCUGUGGCCAGCUAGAGUUCUCAGAUUCGAUGAUUUGAUUUUGGAUAAACCAGUAAUAAUUCUUCGAUUCCCAUUCUGUUUGCUAUCCGACACUUUCAGCGUGGCAAGGAGACAUGGCUCAAAUCGUACUCGGACAGGAAGGUCAUUGUUUUCGCAGGCGCUCAUCUGCAUGGUGUGCUCAACUCCGCCGGUCCCGCGUACACGGAGCAUGGCGUCAUGAUGGGAUUCGUUGUGCCAGUCUUCAUUCGUAAUAGAUUUGCCUAUUACGAAGCUCUCGUGGUCGGACCGCCACGUGUCCUGAUGGUCUUGACGGAGGGACGCUACCUGAAUUAUACUCCGAAGACUUGGCCUCCGUCCGUGGAGACGAUGCGCAAGGAGUAUCAGAGAGAACAUGAGGUAGAUGACGUCAAUCUAGACUAAAAGUAACACAAAUUUUAAGGAAAAAAGGCUCGCUCGUGAAGAACCGCGAUGGACGACUGGACCGCGAAGCACUUCUCCACUGAAAUCGAUCAUGGGCUUCAAUGAAUUCCACUUCGAUCUCCAGAAUUAG
Molecule: messenger RNA, 2930 nt
Organism: Caenorhabditis sp. 36 PRJEB53466
Lineage: Eukaryota; Metazoa; Nematoda; Chromadorea; Rhabditida; Rhabditidae
Source: the annotation of a GenBank genome assembly